This is a messenger RNA of Rodentolepis nana, 504 nucleotides long. The record is from the annotation of a GenBank genome assembly. NCBI's taxonomy places the organism in Eukaryota, Metazoa, Platyhelminthes, Cestoda, Cyclophyllidea, Hymenolepididae.
AUCACUUUGAUAGUUGAUAUUCGAGAUGAACUUGUCGAUGUUGUUUUGGAGGUUUCCCAGAUAUUUAAAUGUGCGUUAGCUAUCACUUUGAUAGUUGAUAUUCGAGAUGAACUUGUCGAAGCAAGUCCGUUUAGCUUGUCUGAUGCCUUUGUUGCGAAGGGCGUCCCACUUUCUUUUCAGUUCCUCAAGGUGCGGCGUCCCGCUUUCUUUUCAGUUCCUCAAGGUGUUUUGACUCCGUUCUUCCAGUCAGAUCAGCAGUGUUGCGAAGGGCGUUUGUUCUUCCAGUCUGAUCAGCAGUGUUGCGAAGGGCGUCGCGCUUCCAGUCUGAUCAGCAGUGUUGCAAAGAGCGUCCCUCCCAGUCUGAUCAGCAGUGUUGCGAAGGGCGUCCCUCUUACACUGAUCAGCAGUGUUGCGAAGGGCGUCCCGCUUUCUUUUAGCUUCCUCAAGGUGUUUGGACCAAAACACUCGAUAGUGUUUAUGUGUUUAGACCAAAACACUCGAUAG